AUGAAGUGGGCGUACAAGGAGGAGAACAACUUUGAAAAACGCCGUGCUGAAGGAGACAAGAUCAGAAGAAAGUAUCCUGAUAGAAUUCCCGUUAUCGUGGAACGGGCUCCGAAGUCUCGUCUACGAGACCUAGACAAGAAGAAGUACUUGGUGCCAUCGGACCUCACGGUCGGUCAGUUCUACUUCCUCAUCAGGAAAAGGAUUCAUCUCCGACCUGAGGAUGCCUUAUUCUUCUUUGUGAACAAUGUUAUUCCCCAAACGAUGACAACAAUGGGACAACUCUACCAGGAUCAUCACGAAGAAGACCUGUUUCUGUACAUUGCGUACAGUGAUGAAAGUGUUUACGGAGGCGACGGCGAGCUUUCAGCUCAGUAG
This is a messenger RNA of Haemonchus placei, 375 nucleotides long. The record is from the annotation of a GenBank genome assembly. NCBI's taxonomy places the organism in Eukaryota, Metazoa, Nematoda, Chromadorea, Rhabditida, Trichostrongylidae.